UGGGAUCGUUCUCUUUGGCGAAAGUCAUCAUGGCUACCCAGAUCAGUAAGAAGAGAAAGUUCGUAAGCGAUGGACUCUUUAAAGCUGAACUCAAUGAGUUCCUAACUCGUGAACUGGCUGAAGAUGGCUACAGUGGUGUUGAGGUCCGUGUAACUCCUAUCAGGACUGAGAUCAUUAUCCUGGCCACUCGCACACAAAAUGUCCUGGGAGAGAAAGGACGAAGAAUCCGUGAAUUGACAUCAGUCGUACAGAAACGUUUUGGAUUCGCAGAAGGAACUGUAGAGCUCUAUGCUGAGAAGGUUGCCACUAGGGGACUGUGUGCUAUUGCACAGUGUGAAUCCCUUAGGUACAAGUUGAUUGGUGGAUUGGCUGUCAGAAGGGCGUGCUAUGGUGUACUUAGGUUUAUCAUGGAAAGUGGAGCCAAGGGAUGCGAGGUUGUAGUGUCUGGUAAAUUAAGAGGACAGCGUGCCAAGUCCAUGAAAUUCGUUGAUGGUCUUAUGAUCCAUGCUGGUGAACCAACCAAACACUAUGUAGAUACUGCAGUCAGACAUGUGUACCUCAGACAAGGUGUACUUGGUAUUCAAGUUAAAAUUAUGUUGCCAUGGGAUCCAACUGGCAAAACUGGCCCCAAGAAACCACUUCCAGAUCAAGUCAGCAUUGUUGAACCAAAGGAUGAGCCUCUCCCCACACAGCCUACAUCUGAGCACAAGGGAGGCAAGCCUGAACAAGUUGCCAUUUAGAUCUUUACAGCCUAUAUGGUGACAAUGAACAUCAGCAAAGGUGAAAAAUCAACAACACCCUAAUGCAAUAUAAAUAAAAACUUACUCAAUUAUA
Messenger RNA from Actinia tenebrosa (Australian red waratah sea anemone), 834 nucleotides. RefSeq names its product small ribosomal subunit protein uS3. NCBI's taxonomy places the organism in Eukaryota, Metazoa, Cnidaria, Anthozoa, Actiniaria, Actiniidae. Gene Ontology annotation, molecular function: structural constituent of ribosome; RNA binding. Gene Ontology annotation, biological process: positive regulation of apoptotic signaling pathway; translation. Gene Ontology annotation, cellular component: nucleus; cytosolic small ribosomal subunit. The record is from RefSeq and is a predicted model, not a curated record.